UACCCCGGAAAGCAGAGUGCAAAACAGAAUCUGAGUAACAACUGGAGUUUAGCCUCGUACUGUUUUAAGGGGGUUGUCGGUGUCGAACCUGGGACCUACAGACACGACUCGCUAGUCAUGUCAGCCUCAGCAGUGUUCGUACUGGAUUUAAAGGGCAAGGUACUGAUAUGUCGAAACUACAUGGGAGAUGUAUCUUUGGAUGAGAUAGACAACUUCAUGCCACUUCUGAUGAAGAGAGAGGAAGAGGAGUCUGUCGUUCCUGUACUCAAGCAUGGCAACAUUCAUUUCUUGUGGCUUAAACACAGUAAUUUGUAUUUGGUAGCCAUAACCCGGAAAAAUGCAAAUGCAGCUUUGGUCUUCUCAUUUCUAUACAAACUUAUACAGGUUUUUAAGGAAUAUUUUAAAGAGCUGGAGGAGGAAAGCAUCCGGGACAACUUUGUCAUUGUCUACGAACUUUUGGAUGAGCUAAUGGAUUUUGGAUUUCCACAAACGACAGACAGUAAAAUCCUUCAAGAGUACAUCACUCAGCAGGGCCACAAGCUGGAAAUCGGUGCUCCGCGUCCACCUCCUACUGUUACUAAUGCAGUCUCCUGGCGAUCUGAGGGACUUAAGUAUCGCAAGAAUGAAGUUUUCAUCGAUGUCAUUGAAUCUGUGAAUCUCUUGGUGAACGCUAAUGGUAGUGUGCUGCGCAGUGACAUUGUCGGAAGCGUAAAGUUAAGGGUGAUCCUCUCAGGCAUGCCAGAACUGCGACUUGGUCUUAAUGAUAAGGUGUUAUUCGAGAUCACAGGGAGAGACAAGAGUAAGACAGUUGAGUUGGAAGAUGUAAAGUUCCAUCAGUGUGUCCGGCUGUCCCGAUUUGAAAAUGAUCGGACAAUUUCCUUCAUUCCACCAGAUGGAGAGUUUGAGUUGAUGUCAUAUCGCCUUUACACACAUGUGAAGCCACUGAUCUGGAUCGAGUCUGUGAUUGAGAAGUACUCCCACAGCAGAGUGGAAAUCAUGGUCAAGGCAAAAAGUCAAUUCAAACAACGGUCAACAGCUAAUAAUGUGGAGAUCGCUGUUCCAGUCCCAAGUGAUGCAGAUUCACCAAAAUUUAAAACCAGCCAUGGGUCUGCAAAGUGGGUCCCUGAAAAGAAUGUGGUUCUGUGGGCAAUCAAGACUUUUCCGGGUGGGAAAGAGUUUUUGAUGAGAGCUCAUUUUGGCCUUCCAAGUGUUGAGAGUGAAGAGUUAGAAGGUAAACCUCCAAUCACUGUGAAGUUUGAAAUUCCAUAUUUCACUGUCUCUGGAAUUCAGGUGCGCUACCUGAAAAUCAUUGAGAAGAGUGGAUAUCAGGCAUUGCCUUGGGUUAGAUACAUUACUCAAAGUGGAGACUACCAGUUGCGAACAAACUAAGAUCUCAUUCCAGACAGAAAAAACAAGUACCUCAGGUGGCUUUUCUGUUGCUUAAUUUCAACACUUCACCAACAAAUGAAGUUACCAUCAAGAUGAAGAGGUGGAAGUAAUCUGAACUCUUACCAGCAGGAACUGCACUUCCCAUCCACAUUUCUCAUCAGGAAAACUCAUGGAGUUGCAUUUCCUCCAUGCUUUUCACUGAGUUGGGAUCUGUCUUUGUGUUGAAAUGACUUUAUAUAAGUGACUUGUAUUAGGUAUGGUUUGCGUUGAACAUUUCUGGUUGGGGUGGGUUGAAUGUACAGGUCAUCUGUAAUUCAGUGAACUGCAGAAUGAGGGGAUAAAAGCCUUCAUAAAUGAGACACUGUUAGUGCCUGAAUCUUCAAAUUUGAUAAUGGUGAUUGUGACUGUGUGUAUUUCAGAGAGAUACCAGUAAUAAUUUUCACUGCAAAGGUUUGCAUUCUUCCUACUGCAGCAAUCAAGCAGAUAACUGGCAGCUAUCCAGUUUCCUGUUCAAAAUAUGCACUAAAAUGAUACCAUUCCUGAUACUGAUUAGUACAAUCAAUAUGCAUGUGUGUAUGUAUGAUAUUUGCCUAUUGGUUUUCUGCCUAUAAACAGGUAUUCAAGGGUGUGGUUUAAUGGGGUGAUUCCUAAACCCACGAUAGUCUGAUUACUGUACACAUUACUUCUUGGGACCCAAGAUUAUAGGAGUUAGCCUUAUAGUAACCUCUUUUUCUAUUGCCUUUGCUCUCCUUAAAUUAAGAGGGUAGAGAGCUGUGACAGCCCUGUAUCGGUAAAACAGAUGUCUGCAAUGCACAAAUGGUAUAUAAAUAAAAACAUUAGCAAACAUACACUGCUCAGUUACAUUCCACAUACAAAUUUAUAUGUGGUAAAAAUUGAAGUGCUUCUUAAGUCAUUCUAAACAUGAACUGGGAACCAGUCUUAUUUAAAAGUUAUGCAGAGCAGAACUAAACCGUUUUGUUUCCCUUGUCGUGUCUUGGCAGCUGCAAAAAUUUUUCAGUUUAGAACUUGUGCCUUCUUUAAAGAUGGGUAUUGCACACUGACUUUACCAGGAUUAUUAUGUCAGUCGCUUGAAUUCACUAAGUUGAUGAAAGCAGGGCUUAAAUUGUUAAGUUUGGUUUUAUUGAUGAUUACUAUCAAUAGUUUAAAUGGUUCCUUCCAUCCCCACCCCCUCAUGCACACACUUCCUUUGCCUUUUGCACUCUUGGGUGAACCAUGACCUGUAAUCUGUGUACUGUGUAAGAAGGUUGGGUAACUUAAAUUAACAAGUCGUCAUGACUGAUCUCUGGAUACCCAGGCUAGGCUCUUAGCUUAUUUCUGUAAUGUUGAGUAGCCCUUUUUAAAUACAUCUGCUACCAUGUUGUAUAUGUAGUCCAUAAUAAGUUUGGUGAACUUCUUUGGAGGAUGGAAAUAAAACUCAGUGCAGGUACAGAAGUAUAUAUGAAAGCUGACUUUGUAUGCAGCUGUUAUAAUGUCUUGUCAGUGCCAUCUUCGACAGCUGCCAAAGUUGCAGCAGUGUGUAUAGUGUGAGCACUGUUCUGUCAGUCUUAUGGUGAUGCAAGGCUACCUGGUGAACACCAGAACCAGGUACGGAGUGUGAAAUCAAAGCUCUAUUCAUUUAUGUCCCACUUGGUCAAAACAGGCCUUGGGUGAUGUAUGUGUGUUGGGGCGGGUGGGGAGCAAGCUCCCUCACAUCGUCUUUACUUAAAAUAACCAAUUCUAAGAUCAUACAACUUUGGGGCAGGUUUAUGUAUUUUUGAUAAAAAGGGACAUUGACAAAGUGGGGUUUGGUAAAACAACCAGUGACUGCCAGAACCAUAUUUAGCAUCUAGUGAAAUAACAGAAUCUUCCAGAAUUAUCGGAGGAUCUGACAUCCAGAAUCAUUCUCUCUGGGUCUGUGAUUUGAAGAUAUACUUCCUCUCUGGGUUUGACUGUUUUUCCCCUAAUACAUCUCUGUUUUGGGGACAUAUGCAGCAUCAGAUGAGAAAUCUCAUGGUGUUAUACACUUCAAUUGAAUACCAUAUGUAAUCAGUAAGACCUUUAGUUGUUUUCUGACACAUACACAGGCUGGAUCUUGAUAUGGCAUUCAUUAUGGAAAAGUUACCGCAUUCACCUCCUAACAUAGGUAAACAGUAAGUGUUCAUAGGGUCACCAGCCAUAUCAAGAGCUGAGAUGUGUGCUUGCAUUUUUUGUAUUUCUUUUGGAUAGGAGCACAUCUGCUGCAAUUAUGAUGCAGGAAACAGAAGAUUUUGCUCUGCUUCUUUACUCAGAGGAUAGUGAUGGUUAUGACUGACCAACAUUAGAGCAGUGAGGGGACUGUUUGUCGAACUCUAGGCCUAUAAUUGACCACUAUAAAAAGGUGAAGGAAGCAGAUGUUAGACAUCUAGCACCAUUCUGUCUAGUUAACUCCAUCUUUGAGAUGGCCAUUCGAUUCCAGGAUGUUGCAUCCUUAUCCUUGGCUUGCUAAACUUGAAGUUCACGUGCAUUUUUUGUUUCACAGAUUGUGAGGCGUUCAUGAGAAGUGAAUUCCAAGCAUUGUUAUUUUCUUUUUCUUUUCCUUUUUUGUUUUACUUGUUAAAUGGGUAAGCCCACUGGACAGAAUUGUUCCAUGUCAUAGGUGAUCGUAAACCUUCUGAGGUAUAAACAUUGCCCACCCACUGGUUAUGUAGCCAGGCAUGCUCAUAACUAGUCUACUGCAUAAGAGUGGUGUCUUGAUUCCCAAAACUGGAGUUCAGUGGUUGCACUCUGGACUGAAUACUCUUCAACUCAGCCUGUCUCUCACCUGUCCUUGUUCACUUCUCACUAGUGGAUCGAGUGCUGGAAAAAAGCUUUAAGCCCCAUACAAGUCUGGAGUGAAAAAGGAGAUUAUUCACGACUUUGUCUUCUGUUCCAACCAUGCAUCUCAGUGCAGCUUUUAAGGUGAAAAGGUUCAAGGAUAUGUCUGUGUAAAAAAGCAUGGCUGAAGCUUUAUUCUCUUGAGUAAGAGAUAAAUAGAUAUAUACCAACUCCAUGGUCACCCAAGAGCUGGGAAAAGUGACAACCCACUGAAAUGCACCUUAGUCCUGCACUACAAUACAUGCAGAUUAGCUUUCAAAAAUCCACAGCUAAUAAAUCCCAAAAGGCUGCUAACAAACUGCACUCAGUAUACUAAAGGACAAUCCAAAACAUCUGUAAUCAGAAUGUGUUCUGUCUGGCUGCAAUACGUGUAGCCCUGCUUUGAGACUGGUAGAAACUGUCAACUACUCUAGGGUUUGUUCACAAGGGUCGAAUUCAAAAGUGCACACUGGCAUGGCAGCAGUGUCACUCUAUAGUCUACUGUACUAUGUGCACCCCCAGGAUGGCAAGACUCCAUAAAAAUGUAGCCCUCACCAGGCCAAGAGGGUCCAGGAGGGAUAAGUCCCGGCAAACCUAUUGUGUCCAUAACCAGAUGACUAAGGAGAUAAUUUCUUUGGGCUUCUCUUCAAGAAGACAAUAACUGAUACUGGUGGUUGUGGAACUGAGUGGUGAUGAUGACAAAUCAGUCCUCUGAGAUGAAAACAGACAAGUCUACCACUAGUUUAUGAAGUCCCCAAGAGACUGCAACUGGGGGGAACUUAAGCCAAGAGUGGUAUCGAUGUUCAUCAUGUUUCACUGCUGCAGUCAUUGCACUUGGGUUAUCCUGCCGUCAGGCGGUCCCGCA
This is a messenger RNA of Protopterus annectens (West African lungfish), 5086 nucleotides long. RefSeq names its product AP-1 complex subunit mu-2-like. Gene Ontology annotation, biological process: intracellular protein transport; vesicle-mediated transport. Gene Ontology annotation, cellular component: clathrin adaptor complex; clathrin-coated vesicle. Bases 118 to 1389 code for a protein of 423 amino acids. Gene Ontology annotation, molecular function: clathrin-cargo adaptor activity. NCBI's taxonomy places the organism in Eukaryota, Metazoa, Chordata, Ceratodontiformes, Protopteridae. The transcript has 12 exons. The record is from RefSeq and is a predicted model, not a curated record.